This is a messenger RNA of Sphaeramia orbicularis (orbiculate cardinalfish), 330 nucleotides long. RefSeq names its product histone H4. The transcript has a single exon. Gene Ontology annotation, molecular function: structural constituent of chromatin; DNA binding; protein heterodimerization activity. Gene Ontology annotation, cellular component: nucleosome. The record is from RefSeq and is a predicted model, not a curated record. Lineage: Eukaryota; Metazoa; Chordata; Actinopteri; Kurtiformes; Apogonidae. The coding region runs from base 16 to 327 and encodes 103 amino acids.
AACUGAACAGUAACGAUGAGUGGCAGAGGCAAGGGAGGCAAAGGACUCGGUAAAGGAGGCGCCAAGCGUCAUCGCAAAGUUCUCCGUGAUAACAUCCAGGGCAUCACCAAGCCCGCUAUCCGCCGUCUGGCUCGCCGUGGUGGAGUCAAGCGUAUCUCCGGUCUGAUCUACGAGGAGACCCGCGGAGUGCUGAAGGUUUUUCUGGAGAACGUCAUCCGUGAUGCCGUCACCUACACCGAACACGCCAAGAGGAAGACUGUGACCGCCAUGGACGUGGUUUAUGCUCUGAAGAGGCAGGGCCGCACCCUGUACGGAUUUGGAGGUUAAACU